CGCUACUUUGUGCUGGAGGACGAUGAGCAGGAAAACGCCUUUGUCUCAGCCGGCGGCGUCGUCCUCAUUUACACUGGUCUGCUGCGGCUCAUGAAGACAGACGAUCAAUUGGCGGUUGUGUUGGCCCAUGAAAUGGCCCACUUUGUCGCUGAGCAUAAUACCGAGCGCACAGGCUUUGAAUGGAUUCGUCGUGGCGUGGACUUUUUGACCGGCUCCCAUGAACGGAGCACCAUCCACAAAAUGACGACGUUGGGCCUCACGCUACCCCAGUCUCGGCUCAUUGAGCGUGAGGCAGACCACAUUGGUCUCAUUCUCUUGAGCCGUGCCUGUUUUGACAUUGAUGCGGCG
Messenger RNA from Monosiga brevicollis MX1, 348 nucleotides. RefSeq lists its product as uncharacterized. The annotation marks the transcript as partial. The record is from RefSeq and is a predicted model, not a curated record. The transcript has a single exon. Gene Ontology annotation, cellular component: membrane. Lineage: Eukaryota; Choanoflagellata; Craspedida; Salpingoecidae. Gene Ontology annotation, molecular function: metalloendopeptidase activity.